Molecule: messenger RNA, 1396 nt
Organism: Uloborus diversus
Lineage: Eukaryota; Metazoa; Arthropoda; Arachnida; Araneae; Uloboridae
Exons: 6
Coding region: 58-822 (254 amino acids)
Source: RefSeq, a predicted model, not a curated record
AAUAAUUUUGCUGUCCGAAGAGGCUGCAAAGCGAGAAAAGUGGAUGUGUAAGGGAGGAUGAGGAGAGAACCGCUCCGAUUGGAGGCGGAAUCCGGAAAAAGCUGCCACCCCAGCUGCUGCCUGCCGGUAAGGUUUACCUGCUCAGUGUUCGCUGUGCGUCCGCCGACGAGACACGUUUCCCACUGCUUGCUUCCCUCGCUGUCAUGUGGUGCGGCACCUUUGCUCCACCUCGGAGCCGAUGAUUCCACUCUCUGGACUAUUCCACCCUCACGCUCAACAUCAACGCAUCGUAUGGUGCUGCUUGACGUAACCGCUGAAAGUCGGCCCUUUUUUGUACCCACGCUGGCUACUCUCGUGCCUCCGUACCAUCCAUUGCAGUUCCAUCAGGCUAUGACCUCCAAAGAGGCCGAAUGCCCCCCGAUUCAAAUGGAACCUGUGGACUUGUCGGUGAACAAAAAGACGAGUUCUCCGUCUGUCUCUCCGAGAUUAAGCAGUUUGUCGUUCCCUUCUCCGGCCAGCUCACCACCCUCUUCCUCUUGUAUCGAUCUCAGGCUUCACAGUACCAGGCCAUCCGGACCAGGAGACGACACCAGCAGUAGUGCUGAUGAGCAUUCUCCGCUUUCUCUAGACAGAAUUCCAAGAACCAGUUCGUCAGCAUAUCUUUCCCUGCAAAGGAUAAAGCAAGCGUCAUUUGAUGAAUUGUUCGUCAUUGGCACGCUAUCGGAUCUGAAAGACGGGAAUACCGCAAGCUUCCUCUUCCCAGAAAGGGUAUGUUGGGAAUUAUGGACUCUUCCUCGACUGCGGAGCUUCAAAAAAGGAUAGAACUACAUAAGGAAAUUUAUUUCAAGACAUGGAUAUUUAUCUUAUUUCUCGAAAGAUAUUUUGUCCUCAAAAUACCAAUUCUGGAACUGAAAAAAAGGGGAAGUUGCAUUUGAAGUCGAUUUUAUGGAAGUAAAUCAGCAGAAAGCUGAGUGGCUCUAUAGAGGUUAUAUCAAUGUCUCAUUGUUCAUAGACUUUUAGUCACCGAUCUCAUCUCGAAUUUGAAGUUCAGUCGCUUAUGGUUUAAGUUUAAGAUCAUGGAAAGCUUCUCUAAAAUUCCCUUUAGGAUCUUGCAUCAAAAGCUGCACACACAAUGAGCGUUGUUCACUAGAUGCAUCAGUGUCUUCUCAAAAUCUCAAGCUACAACUCAUGGACUUUGGAUGUGCAAUUAAAAUUUAGUGCAUUGUGCAAUAAAAUUUUAGCUUUUGUCCUCUUUAUUUUACUAAUAGUUCAAGUAUUUUUUUGUCAUCGAUAAUGAUCCAUGUUGAUCACAUGGAUCACUUGUGCUCUGGUGCUCCAUCGUGUUUCAUAUUCACGUUAAAGCUCCAUUAUUGUUUCAGAAUCACUAGAUAUUUGA